Molecule: messenger RNA, 2121 nt
Organism: Salarias fasciatus (jewelled blenny)
Lineage: Eukaryota; Metazoa; Chordata; Actinopteri; Blenniiformes; Blenniidae
Gene: gls2b
Product: glutaminase 2b (liver, mitochondrial)
Exons: 18
Coding region: 3-1793 (596 amino acids)
Biological process (GO): L-glutamine catabolic process
Molecular function (GO): protein binding; glutaminase activity
Source: RefSeq, a predicted model, not a curated record
CCAUGCACUGUCUGAGGGCGCUGCGUGUGUGCGGCUCCGCACAGCUCGUCGUCAAAAGUACAGAUGCGGCGAAGAAGGCGCUCCACAUGCAGCCGGCAUGUUGUUUGGGCACCAAGUCAACAACCGAGUACCAGCGGCGGCCGCCGGAUCAUUCCCAUCUAAAAAUGCAUACCCAACCAAAGUGCCCCUCAUCCGGAGUGGAAAACAUGCUUUUUUACACCAUCACGGAGGGAAAAGAGCAAGUGCCCAUCUCACACUUCACAGCAGCCUUGAGAAAAACCGGCCUUCACCCAUCAGACCCCCGUCUGAAGGACUGCAUGGAGAAGAUCCGGCGGGCCAUGAGACUGUCUGUCGGCGAGGUGAUGAUGGACAAAGAUCUGUUCCACAGGUGUGUUGGUGGAAACAUUUUCCUGAUGAUGAAGGCCUUCAAAAAGAAGUUCAUCAUCCCAGAGUUUGAGGAGUUUACAAGAAAAAUAAAUGAAAUUUACCAAACUGUGUCGAAAGAAAGUGAUGGAAAGGUUGCAGACUACAUUCCACAGCUGGCCAAGUUCAGCCCAGAGCUGUGGGGAGUUUCUUUGUGUACAGUGGAUGGCCAGAGACACGCGGUGGGCGACACUAAGCAGCCGUUCUGCCUGCAGUCAUGCGUGAAGCCCCUCCAGUAUGCGAUCGCAGUCCACGAAUCAGGAACGGACGAGGUCCACCGCUAUGUGGGCAUGGAGCCCAGCGGUCUCAAAUUCAACAUGCUCUCACUGGACGAUGAAGAUAAGCCUCAUAACCCGAUGGUGAACGCCGGAGCCAUAGUGAUCAGCUCUCUUAUCAAGCCUCGCUCAAAUAAGGCAGAGAAGUUCGACUACGUAAUGGAGUUUGUGAAAAAGAUGACUGGACAGGAAUACGUGGGAUUCAACAAUGCCACGUUUCAGUCAGAAAAAGAAACCGGCGACAGAAAUUUUGCCAUCGGAUACUACAUGAAAGAGAAGAAGUGUUUUCCUCCAGGAGUGGAGAUGAUCGAUGCCCUCGACUUCUACUUUCAGCUGUGCUCUAUCGAGGUGACCUGUGAGUCCGGGAGCAUCAUGGCCGCCACCUUGGCCAACGGAGGGAUCUGCCCAAUCACAGGCGAGCGUGUCCUCAGUGCCGAGGCGGUGCGAAACACCUUGAGCCUCAUGCACUCCUGCGGCAUGUACGAUUUCUCUGGCCAGAUGGCCUUCCACGUGGGCCUGCCUGCAAAAUCAGGGGUCUCGGGGGCAAUUCUGCUGGUGAUUCCCAACGUUAUGGGAGUGAUGUGUUGGUCUCCACCACUGGACAGAGUUGGAAACAGCGUUCGGGGAAUUCACUUCUGUCAGGAGCUGGUGUCACACUUCAAUUUCCAUAAUUAUGACAAUCUGAGGCAUUUUGUAAAGAAGCAAGACCCUCGCAGGCAGGAUGGCGAUGACAGCAUCAAGUCUGUUUUCAAAUUGAUGUUUGCUGCGUACAGCGGGGACGUGUCGGCUCUGAGAAGAUUUGCACUUUCCUCUAUGGACAUGGAUCAGAAAGACUACGACUCUCGCACGGCGCUCCACAUCGCUGCAGCGGAGGGACAUAUAGAUGUGGUGAAGUUCCUCACAGAAAUCUGCAAAGUUGAUCCUUUUGCAGAAGACAGGUGGGGGAACCUGGCCGUGGACGACGCCUUACAGUUUGGACACGACCAAGUGGUGAAGAUGCUCAAAGAUUAUCAGCAGGAGUGCAGGCAGCGGGACGAGCAGGACAAAGAAGCCGAGCACCCCCAGAAGCUGGACACCGUCGAGGGCAUGGCGUGACGUCUGUCAGUGUUCGGACUGAAACAUAUCAGGGAAUCUGUGCAAUCUGUCCAGUUCAGGAAGGCGGAGGUGUGAAACGAGUGUCAGACGGCAGAAACUGGCUUGUAAAUAUAAAUCGACUAUGGAAACUUCUGCAAAUGCAAAGACCAAUUGAAAAUGACAUUUUGUUAACCAAGAAUAACACAAAGAACAUAACAUUCAGAAGAUUAUAACUAUGGAAAUAUAAAACACGACAUUUGAUGUUUAGCGUUCUCAAAUGACACUGUAAAACAUACAUAAAAUGGAUGUGAUUUUUUAAUAAACUGAUAAUGAGGGAUUGCCUUGAUGA